Echinops telfairi (small Madagascar hedgehog) is the source of this 1968-nucleotide messenger RNA. It is a transcript of the gene CFAP97D1, whose product is annotated as CFAP97 domain containing 1. The transcript is spliced from 6 exons. Gene Ontology annotation, biological process: sperm axoneme assembly. The coding region runs from base 1121 to 1615 and encodes 164 amino acids. NCBI's taxonomy places the organism in Eukaryota, Metazoa, Chordata, Mammalia, Afrosoricida, Tenrecidae. The record is from RefSeq and is a predicted model, not a curated record.
AGAACCCAGAAGGUCCUGUUGAAAGUGCAGGUUGGAGAGGCCCUGUUCUGGGGCACACAGACUGGGAGUCCACCGGCAGAAAAGCUUGGAAUCUAGGAAGGCAGCCUUGGAAUUCUGACCCUGGUCCUCCUUUCCAGAGCCCGUUUGCUGAAAAACAGAGAGAAUAAUAUUACCAUUUAACUCGUAGGUUGUUGGAAAGGUUCAACAUAGCAUUUAGGGAAAGCGCCCUGCAGCUGGAGGGAGUCCCGCAUGACAUGAUGUGGUGUGUGAAAGUAUUGAGCAUUUACUAUGUGCCAGCUCUUUCCAAGGCAGCUGCCAGCCCGCUUGGAGCUUCGCAGUGCUGUACUUACUGAGCUGCCCUUAGUGCAAAAAGCAGUCUGUCUCGGAAGGAAACCACUGUCCCCCACUGCCAGGAAAAUGCCAGCCCUUCCCUGAAGGAGCAAGUCCAUUCCCUAGAACCCAGAAACCCCACAUCCGGAGCCCAACUCCGCCACAAACUUGCUCUGUCUUCUCGUUGCUACUCCGGGUCUCCCACAACAAAGGGGCUGGAGGAGAGUUAUCUUUCCCUCUCCCCAAAGCUGGGUCACCUGCUGGCAGAGAAGCCAAGACUGGAAAGACUACUCCAUGGCAGGCCCUUCCUGAACCCCUAAUAGCAGUCAACCUCAAAACGAAACAACAAAACCCUAAACCCACUUGGUUCCCACUCACAGCAAACCCCAUAUGACAGGGUAGAACUGCCCCCUGUGGGUUUCUGAGACUGUAAAAUCUUACAUCUUUAGAAUCUGACAGCCCAGGAUCCGGAAGCAGGUGGGCAUUUCCUUACUCUGUGCCUUCUCCCCCACCAAAGCACGGCACCUUUCCCCUCUGGUGUUGGCACCUGCAGCGCCAGCAGGCAGCGUGGCUUCCUAGUCCCUUGAACCUCAUUGUGGCUUGAGCCUAGGGUGGAAUUCAAGGUAGGAGCUCAGGGACAGGCAGGCCGGCUCUGUGGUGCCUUUGCCUCUCCUGACACCCCGUCCCUGAUGUCAUAACUGGGUAACUAUGACAACCUUUGGUGGGACAGCUGAGCACUUCACAGAAGAACCUAGGACCCUCAUUUCUGAAGUGAGAUUAGGAAGAGGAGAUGAACAAUUCCCUGGAUUACCUGGCCUACCCUGUCAUCGUCUCUAAUCACAGGCAGAGCACAACCUUCAGGAGGAAGCUGGACUAUGGCCACUACAUAUGUCACAAGAAUAGAAUACAAAUAGUGAAACCUGCUGUUGACACCAACCCCCCCAUGACGCACACAAACCACAUCUUAAAACUGAGCAAACUACAGGGUGAACAAAAGAAGAUCGACAAAAUCGAAUAUGAAAAUAAGCAACUGUGUCAGAAAAUCGCUAAUGCCCACCGGGGCCCCGCCAAGGUGGACUGCUGGAACGAGUAUUUUUCCAAGAGCUUAAACCGAGAAGCAAGGAACCGGGAGCUAGUGAGAAUCACCGUGGAAAAUCAGGGCAUUCUGAAGAGGCUCGGUGACCGCAAACCCCACUACGACCGCAGGGCAUCUGAGAUAGACUGGCAGAACUCAAGACGCUACAUCAGAAAUACGACAAGGUAUCUUCUCUCCCAAGAUGAAUAGAGCCACAUGCAUGUCCUGAAAGAGCCGCACGGGGCUGAAAGCCCGUUUGUGGGCCCCUGUGCCUUUGUCAGCUGUGCCGUGUGUUGGCUCUGUGCUUGGCAACUGUUUCCUCCCAGGCUAUGCCGCCUUGCCUCCUCCUUACCAGGGCAAAGGCUUUUCACUUUGAUGAAGCCCAGUUUAUUGAUGGAACACUUGUUUAUCUGACCUAUAUCAAUGUUAGUAUGCUAGCUUUGAGAUUAUAUUAUAGGCUUGCAAAAUGUAACUGGGGGGGCGGGAGUUGGAUAAGAGUACAUGGGAUGUUGUAUAUCUGCAUGUGAAUCUGUACUUGGCUCACAAUAAAAGAUUAAAUUAAA